GCCGCGCGCGCGGCGUGCCGGCUGCGCUCUCCGGCGCCCCCGCCUCCUCUCGUCUGCCGUCCGCCCUGGCGCGCGGCGGCCCCGCGCCGCCCCCCGCUCGGCGGGCAGAGUGGCAGCCAGACGAGGCCCCCUCGGCGCCCGCCCGGGGUCGCCUGCACGCCAGUCACUCUUACGUGUAGUCGACUGGGGCGCUCCCGCCGCGCCGCGGCGAUCGCGGGGGCCCCGGCGCGCGCGGCCGCCCGCUCGGGCGCGAGCAGCGCAAAAAUGCAGGGAGACGGGGCGGGCGCCCCUCCAGCCAACCACCCUGGGGAGGAGGAGGAGGAGGAGGAGGAGGAGGAGGAGGAGGAGGAGGAGGAGGAGGAGGAGGAGAUGAUGGGGCGACUCCCAGGAGGACAGUCCUUUGAGAGAGGGUCCAGCCCGCAAAACUUGUUGGGCGGGUGCCCCAUCAGGGGGAGAUUUUGUGAGGCCGAGCGUGGUGACAAAGCCACGCACGGCGCUCGCGACAGGUGUACCCGCUGCGAAACCUCAAACCUGGCGACUAUUCUCGCGGGCUCGAACUCGCUCCAUCAAGCGAGCCAUUCGAGCUUCAUACGAGAUGGCACUGUCGACCGAGUACUCAACAACUGAAGUCGUCGCUCUGACAUCCCUCGCACUAGCCACUG
Messenger RNA from Prorocentrum cordatum, 662 nucleotides. Lineage: Eukaryota; Dinophyceae; Prorocentrales; Prorocentraceae. The record is from the annotation of a GenBank genome assembly.